Messenger RNA from Symbiodinium sp. CCMP2456, 1340 nucleotides. The record is from the annotation of a GenBank genome assembly. NCBI's taxonomy places the organism in Eukaryota, Dinophyceae, Suessiales, Symbiodiniaceae.
AUGGAGCCCAUCGAUCGGGCCUUUGGAACGGGCUGCGGAGAUGGCAGAGGCAGCCGCAUCGAGUCUGGCAGCAACUGUGAGGCACGGUGCCAAGACGGCUACGCGCCUUCGGUGCGCCGUCUGAGUUGCUAUGCUGGCAUCUUUUCGCCGUCAACCUUCCUUUGUCAGCCAAAGCCGUGCAAGCUUCCUGCCGUGCAGAAUCGAGGCGGCUCUGGCUGCACCGGCGUUCCCGGAGAGUCCAUUGCUUCAGGCACCGUCUGCCAGACCCAGUGCAUCGGAGGGUACACCGCUUCGGUGAACCAGCUCACCUGCACGGCGGAGGUGCUUACUCCUGCCUCCUUUGAGUGCACCCCGAACGCUUGCCCACUGCCCACAGUGACGAAUGCCAGAGGCAACGGCUGUCGAGGCAUUGUUGGUACCGUCCUCGCGAGUGGUGCCGAGUGCAGCACGAUUUGCGACAGGGGCUACAGUCCAUCCGUGGCGAAGCUCGAAUGCUUUGCUGGGACGCUGUCACCGCCGGGCUUCAUCUGCACGGAGGAUGACUGCGAUGCAGUGACAGGUGUGGCGAAUGCUCCCCAGGUUGGCUGUCAGGAGGGUGCGAAGAUCAACGGUGGGAGAACGUGCACCCCGCGUUGCGAGGCUGGAUACAGUCCAUCCCGCACCUCCCUGGCCUGUCGCCGUGGAGUUCUCGACCCGGCGACCUUCGCGUGCCAAGCCGACUCCUGUGACAUGCCCUACGUGGCCAACUCCAUGAACCCAACCUGCGCCGAGGGUAACACUCUCACACACGGGCAGAGAUGUACGCCAAAAUGUCAAAGUGGAUAUUUGCCCUCGGAGUCGUCGCUUCUCUGCACUGCCGGCUCACUGAGCCCUGCGACCUUCACUUGCCGGGCGCCCUGCCCGGCGCCGAACGUUUUCAAUGCCAACCAGAUCUGCAAGGAGGGCACGCCCAUACUGCACGGCAGGUCCUGUACGACUCAGUGCAAUGCCGGCUACCAGCCGAACAAGGGCACCCUGGAGUGCAACGACGGGGUCUUGACGGGCGGUCCCGUCUUCUGCUCGUCUGCCCCGCCACCCGUGGGCGGUAACUUCUUCAACUGUUGGACCGGAGACCCACACUUCGUGUGCCGCAACGGGAAGCGGACGGACCCCCUGGUGCCGGGAACACACUGGGUGUUCAAACAGUCCUGUCCCGGCAGCCCGAACUUCAUGUGGGUGCAGGGCCUCUUCGGACCGAGGCGUCCAAGCUGCACUCUUGGCACAGCAUUUGGUGGCAACUUUCUGGGAAUGAAUGUUUUGACCAUCCGUGCGAACAACAACCCUCCAUGGAUUGUGAAGUG